GAGAAAGAACUCCAUCUUCCAUAGUUCCAUCCAACAUCCAGGCAGAGGCAGAGCCAUCCUUGGCUUCCCAAAAACUCUCUUUUUUCUCUUCUCCCUUCCUUUGUUGCUUCUCCUCCUCCUCCAUCGUCUCCUCUUCACCUUGCGUCCUCCCCAUCCAAAGCUCACAACUUGACGACACACGCACACGCGCUCCCAUGUCCUGUAGCCUCCUCUCCAUGUCAAGCCACGCCGCCCCCUCGCCGUCGCAGCCGUGAGACAUCCCUCCGCGCCGCGGCGAGACUUCCCCUGUGUCCAUGUUCGCCGCUGGUUCUUGAUUCGUUCAGGUCUCGUGACAAACUUGCUUCUCCUCCUGAUUUAAUUUGUCCGGUGCGGGAAGGGAAGCCUCCCUCUGCAGCAUGGCGCCGUUGCGCGGGGCCAAGCGCCGGAGGAAGGCGGCGGCGGAGAAGAAGGCUGCAAUGGCGGCGGCCGCUGCGGCGGGUGGCGCGCCCGGAGCAGGCGGCGGCGACUGGUGGGACGGCUUCUGCAUGCGGAUGUCAGGAACCUUGUCUGGUAUACAGGAUGCACAAAGAUUUGAGUUUAUCUUCAAAAUGCCAAGGAGAACCUUCAACUACAUCUGUGGUUUGGUGAGAGAUGAAAUGAUGGUGAGGUCUAGCAGCUAUACCUUUCUUGAUGGGAAGGUGCUGUCUUUAGAAGAUCGGGUGGCGGUGGCUCUGAUAAGGUUGAAUUCUGGCGGAUCACUAGUGACUGUAGGAUCUGCUGUUGGUGUAAACCACUCAACCGUGUCACUGAUUACUUGGAGGUUUGUUGAGGCUAUGGAGGAGCGAGCAAGCCACCAUUUGCGGUGGCCAGAUUCCAGUGAAGUGGAGAAGAUCAAAUCCAUGUUUGAGAAGAUACAUGGUUUGCCAAACUGCUGCGGUGUUGUAGACACAACACAUAUCACAAUGUGCCUUUCUUCAGCUGAGCCAAACUGUAAGGUCUGGCUAGACCAUGAGAAAAAUUACAGCAUGGUCUUGCAAGCUGUUAUCAGUCCAGAUAUGAGGUUCAUGGACAUUGUGACAGGGUGGCCUGGUAGCAUGAAAGAGUCGAGCAUUUUGCAUAGCUCUGGUCUUUUCAAGAUGUGCGAGAAAGGAGCACGGCUUAACGGCAGCAAGAUGGUAGUGUCUGAUGGGUCAGAAAUUGGUGAAUACAUAAUUGGUGAUGCAGGAUACCCCCUUCUUCCCUGGCUUCUCACACCGUACCAAGAAAAGGACCUCUCAGAUUCUAAGCUGGAGUUCAAUAAGAGACACGCAGCGGCCAUAACAGUUGCUCCAAGUACAUUGGCGAACUUCAAGGACACAUGGAAAUUCCUGCAUGGCGAGAUGUGGCGCCCCGACAAGCACAGGCUGCCUCGGAUAAUCCAUGUGUGCUGCAUGCUGCACAACAUAAUCAUAUGCCUUCAGGAUGCAACCAUCGACGAGGCAGCCAUGUCGAACGAUCACGACGCGAAUUACAAGCAGCAGGUGUGCCAGUUAGCAGAUGAGAAUGCUGUGAGGGUGAGGGACAAACUGUCUGAGCACUUGGUCAGCAGGUGAGGACAAGAGAAGAAAGAGGGUGUGGAUGUCCCGAAGAAACUGAACCUUCUUAGUCUGCUGCAGCCUGCAGCUGAGUCUUUUAGCUGUGAGUUUCAGUUUUGAUGAGUUUGUUUAUUUCUUUUAGGGGAGAAAGGGGUAGUGCUAAACUGCUAAUUAGUCAGUCAGUUGUGACAAAUGAAAACCCAACUGUAACCGUAGAGCUCUCCAGCUCGCCCCUGUGAUGUGAAUUACAUUUGAUUACUUUGGUUCUGAAUGAAAAAUAUCAUACAGAUCAAAGCUAAAGUUGAACUGCGGAAACUAUCUAUGAAAUCAUUGGCAUGAUUAAUAUUUGUGAUGAACAAUUAGCUUUGCAAAUGAUUUAAUCAA
Molecule: messenger RNA, 1937 nt
Organism: Oryza sativa Japonica Group (Japanese rice)
Lineage: Eukaryota; Viridiplantae; Streptophyta; Magnoliopsida; Poales; Poaceae
Product: protein ALP1-like
Source: RefSeq, a predicted model, not a curated record